This is a messenger RNA of Ctenopharyngodon idella (grass carp), 3130 nucleotides long. Its product is annotated as transcription factor Sox-10-like. Gene Ontology annotation, biological process: peripheral nervous system development; negative regulation of transcription by RNA polymerase II; enteric nervous system development. Gene Ontology annotation, cellular component: nucleus. The record is from RefSeq and is a predicted model, not a curated record. The transcript has 4 exons. Gene Ontology annotation, molecular function: RNA polymerase II cis-regulatory region sequence-specific DNA binding; DNA-binding transcription factor activity, RNA polymerase II-specific. Bases 367 to 1830 code for a protein of 487 amino acids. NCBI's taxonomy places the organism in Eukaryota, Metazoa, Chordata, Actinopteri, Cypriniformes, Xenocyprididae.
UUUUUUUCUCGCUCUUCACACAACGAGGCUCUUUAAGCCCCGGCGCGCGACACAGAGCAGGCAUUCAGAGCGCGAGCGAGGGGGCUGAACCGACGGACUCUCGCGCUGGGCGGGCGACCUGCUUUCAGUGCAGUUUUUCAGCAGAUCUAUAUCCUGAGGAAGACGGCGGAUGGAUUCAUUCUGACAGAACAUAUGAACGUAUGAAAAGAAACGUGUUAAAGUUUCACUUGAUGACCUAUGAUAUAAUUUUAAAAAACACUGGCAAUUGUUUUAGUGAAAAUAAAAUAGUUUUUAGAGAACAAAGAGGUCCUUUGAGGAAAAACUAGACCUACCGAAGACACCUGUGGCCGAAGAGCAAGAGCAUCGAUGUCGGCGGAGGAGCACAGUAUGUCGGAGGUGGAAAUGAGUCCCGGGGUCUCGGAGGACGGUCACUCUAUGUCCCCCGGACAUUCGUCCGGAGCUCCCGGAGGGCCGGACUCCCCUCUUCCCGGUCAGCCGUCUCAGAUGCCCGGCGUCGGUGAUGAUGGAGCCGGAGUCUCUGCAGGUGUCUCGGUGAAGUCCGACGACGACGACGACCGGUUUCCCAUCGGCAUCCGCGAGGCGGUCAGUCAGGUGCUCAACGGCUACGACUGGACUCUCGUGCCCAUGCCCGUGCGCGUGAACUCUGGCAGUAAGAGCAAGCCGCACGUGAAGCGGCCGAUGAACGCGUUCAUGGUGUGGGCGCAGGCCGCGCGCAGGAAACUGGCGGAUCAAUAUCCGCACCUGCACAACGCCGAGCUCAGUAAAACACUCGGAAAACUCUGGAGGCUGCUGAACGAGACGGAUAAGAGGCCGUUCAUCGAGGAAGCCGAGCGCUUGAGGAAGCAGCAUAAGAAAGACUAUCCCGAGUACAAAUACCAGCCACGUCGACGCAAGAACGGCAAACCGGGAUCCAACUCUGAGGCCGACGCCCACUCCGAGGGCGAGGUCAGUCACAGCCAAUCACAUUACAAGAGCCUGCACCUGGAGGUGGCGCACGGCGGGGCCGCGGGAUCGCCAUUGGCCGACGGACACCACCCUCACGCUACAGGUCAGAGUCACAGUCCUCCGACGCCCCCUACCACUCCUAAGACGGAACUACAGGGGGGGAAAUCCGGGGAGGGGAAGCGUGAGGGCGGAGCCUCCAGGAGCGGUUUGGGGGUGGGAGCAGAUGGAAGCUCCGCCUCCUCCUCCGCCAGCGGUAAACCGCACAUCGACUUCGGUAACGUGGACAUUGGCGAGAUCAGCCAUGAUGUAAUGGCCAACAUGGAGCCGUUCGACGUGAACGAGUUCGACCAGUACCUUCCGCCCAACGGGCACCCGCAGGCGUCGGGCGGCGCAAGUGCCGGGUCUUCGGCUUCUCCGUACGCUUACGGCAUCUCCAGCGCUCUGGCGGCCGCUAGUGGUCACUCAACCGCCUGGCUGUCCAAGCAACAGCUGCCGUCCCAGCAGCACUUGGGCUCGGAUGGCGGGAAAACGCAGAUUAAGAGUGAAACGCACUUCUCCAGCGACGCGGCCGCUGCGGCUAGCGGGUCACAUGUCACGUACACGCCUCUCAGCCUGCCGCACUACAGCUCCGCCUUCCCCUCGCUGGCGUCACGCGCACAGUUCGCAGAAUACGCCGAGCACCAGGCGUCCGGCUCGUACUACGCCCACUCCAGCCAAACCUCUGGCCUCUACUCCGCCUUCUCCUACAUGGGCCCCUCGCAGAGGCCCCUGUACACAGCCAUUCCGGAUCCCGGUUCUGUGCCGCAGUCGCACAGCCCGACUCACUGGGAGCAGCCCGUCUACACCACCUUAUCUCGACCGUGACACGCGUUACGGAGGUGACGCGACGCUCUCGUUUCAUUUCCAGUCACUGAAGGUCCAAACUAAAGUGUGUAUGUGACCGAAAAUCAUCAAAACACUCGCCUGCACCACAAUCUACACAGACAUAAAUCUGCGAGAAAGGGUGUGUGGAGAUCUGCAGGGAAAAUAUUCUCACGUUGCCUCUCAGGCUGAUAAAACCAUCGCGACCCGUUUCACAGAGAUCUGCUCGUCCGCCAAUUUGACACCAGUGGUAUUUCAUGAGACUUAUUACCAAAGUACUGAGACCAAAACAUUAAAAUGAGCAAAAUGGGCGUAGUUUCUGAACUCUGUAUGGUUUGGCAGUGUAUCAGAUCACAAACUUCUUCCAACACAUUCACACAAACUUACACCUGAUGCUAUUACCCGUACAUCCACAUGUUUUUUUUUGUUUUUUUUUGUAUGUAUGAAUAAUCUCUUUUUAUUAACCAAAAUAAGGCCAUAUUGUUUUUAUCUUGGAAAAAUAAUGACGUGUUUUUAUUGUUGUAAUCUUUUCUAUUGUUGUUACUCUUGUGUUGCCAUAACUACACUGAAAAGUCUUCACCACUGUCUAGUGUUUGUUAAUGACAUUUGUGUUUUAUGACUUUCAGCGUGUGUAAAUAUCAGUGCCAGGGCGCAAUAAAUGCGUCUUAUUACUCCAAACACACAAACGGAGUACUGUAAUGCAAUAUGUUUCCGUCACAUCGGAAUUAACGUAAUUAUGAGUUUCUGGUAUAAAAUGACCUUUUUUUAUUGUUUUAGCUAACACCGCUAGUGCCUCAGUCCAACGAAAACGGUUCGUAAUCGCUGAUAAAUUCAAAUUAAAUCACGUGAACUCUUUUCAGGGCGCGAACUUUCAGCCGUUUGCCAAUUCGAAUUUUAUGCCCAACAUAUGCGAGUUUGAAAUAGUGCCGAUUUGUAUUUUGUGGAAAUAAUGUCCGUUUCAGAACAUUACCCUUGGUUUUAUUUCGUAAAGAGAGUCUAGUUAAAAAGAUGCUUAGUUAUUCAACGUUUUUCUCCCUUUGGUACUUUUAUAGUUUUCGCCCUUUUUAUUAGAACUAUUCUGAAACAACUGAAACAAACAACAUUCUUGUUAUAUAUUACAAAAUAUUAUUUAUAUUUGUUGUUUUUGUUCGUUUUUUAUCAGUAGCGUUUUAUUCUGAUGUUGGAAACUUUUGUCGUGUAAUUCUGUGGUGGGUAAAAGUGUUGUUGUUUUUCUUUAUCAGUGUAAAUAGAAGAGAGCAGUGACUAACUUCCCUCACUCUAAAUAAAGCUGCAGUCUGUACAA